Molecule: messenger RNA, 2710 nt
Organism: Gasterosteus aculeatus aculeatus (three-spined stickleback)
Lineage: Eukaryota; Metazoa; Chordata; Actinopteri; Perciformes; Gasterosteidae
Source: RefSeq, a predicted model, not a curated record
GUUCUAGGGGCUAUUUCGCCAACAGCCGGCGCUGUGCAGCGUUUAGUCUAGCAUGAGACAGCCGAGGGUGAGCACCCACAAAGUUUUCACACAGUAAAAGGAGCGCAAGGGGACCGAUCACUCGGGAGGGACGCGUACCACCAUGUACAAGAGCAGCUACGCGCACGAGGUGCGCAGGGAGAAGUACGAGCGCUCGGAUGUCUUCGACGAGGAGCCCGCGGGCUUUGAAUCGUCUGCGGGCAAAUCCGCCAUCCAAGGCUGGGAGAGCCUCCAGGAGCUCAACAGCCGCUUCGCCCGGUACAUCAACAGGGCACGAGUCCUGGAGCAGCGCAAUGCCGUGUUCCGCAAGCAGCUGGAGACGCUGCAGCGGAUGGAAGAGGCCAGCGGCCUAGAGGAGGCCUUCACACAGCAGACCGAAGUCAACAGGAAGCGCAUCCGAGAGCUGUCCUCCGACCAGGCCAAACUAGAGCGAGAGCUGAAAGAUGCUUGCCGGAUGCUGGAUGAGUUCACCUGCAAAUAUAGAAAUGAAUGUGAAUUUCAAGAGCAGCUUCGGGGCACACUGGAACAAUUGAACAAGGAGGCCGACAGCUCUCUCCUGAGAAACCUGGAAUAUCAGAUCCAAUCACAGUUCCUGCAGGACGACGUCAACUCCACCAGAGACCGACACAAGAAGAACCUGGCAGAGAUCCAGACAUAUGUAAACAUUUUAAAGCAAAUCAACCAGACUCUCCCCCUUGCUCCCAAUAUGUCAGCGGGCAUCUCCGAGGAACAGGAGAAGCUGCAGGCCCAGCAGAAAGUGCCGGUGCUGCAGAAUCAGCUGGAGGAAUAUAAGAGCGCCCUCUGUCAGCUGCAGGCCCAGAAACAACGUCUACAGACUGAGACUACUGUGUUGGAGCAAACCAUCAAAAACAAACAGGAGCGUUACGACGAUGACAUUCAGACGUUUAAUGAGCGGAUUGACUCCCUGCGGAAGGACAUCGAGGAGGCCGAGCAGUCCCUCGAGAAGUUCACCAGUGAAUGUCGUCACCUGGCCAUGUACCAGACGUCGCUUGAGAAUGAGCUGGAGAGGUACAAGAGGAUCAUCGAGAACGAAGACCACAGGUUGAAUUCAGCAAUAAUUGGGACUCCUAUUACCCUGUUCACCUCUAAUUUCCAGUACCCUCCCACACCUACGACAUCAAGCCCGGGACGAGAUAUCACCCAGGUUAUUCAAGAUAUCACCAGCAUCAAGCCCCGCCAGAAGAUCCUGGCAAAGAAAGUUCUCAAGAUCAAAGAAAUGACUCCAAAAGACGUGAGUGACAGUGGCCCGGAGGACAGAAAUGUGGGAGCUGCUGUAGAGGCGGCCGAUGAGGAAACAAAGGGGGUCCCGUCUCUGGAAGUGCAGGAGGAGAUGGUGAAGAGAAAAGAGAUGAGGUCCGCGUUCACCGGAGUGUCUCCACAGGACGUCCCGGACGGAGCUCAAAUCAGCAAGGCCUUUGACACUCUGUGCAACAUCGUCAGAGACAGGAUGAGGAAGUACAAGAAGCCUGAGCCGAUCGCUGACUUCUACACGAAGGGACGCUACGUCCUUGUCACUGGCGACGGCAGCUACCCAGAUCCGUGCUUCUACACCUCCACGCCAUCGGGCGGCCACAUCUUUGUGACUAUUAGAGAUGAAAUGAUGCCUCCCUAUGAUCCUUACACACCCGUCACACCCAUCACUCCCUCUCCUCCCCCCAUAGUUGACCCCAGGCCUCCCAGUCCCACCCCGCCCUCCAAGGGAGGAGGAGGAGGAGGAGGAGGAGGAGGAGGAGGAGGAGGAGGAGGAGGAGGAAAAGACGAUGACAAGGGUGGAAAAGGUAAGGACAAGGGCGGUAAAGGAAAGCAUAAGAUUGAAGAUCCUCCUCCUGACUCUGAAGAUCCGAGCCCACUCCCGUCACCCUCGGGCCCUAAAGAUCCCACCCCAGCUGCCGACCAUCCCAAGAAAGGCCGGGGGGACGUCGGGCCCGCCCCGAAGCCUGCGCCUCGCGGAGCCAGCACCAGUUCUAGCUCCAGCUUCAAUUCCAGCUCCAGCACCAGCUCAAGCAGCUUCACCCCGGACGCAAUGAGCUACGAGAAGCUGGAGGUGAUGGAGUCUGUGAAGAAGUUCUCCGGCGACCGCAAGGUUAAGGGUUACGAAGAGACAUCCGUGGUGGUGGAGACCAUGAUCGAGAAGUCCAGCAAGAAGAAGCAUUGAAACUACUUCAAAUGAGAAUUGGGUCCCCUCCUCCGCGGUUCAGGUCCUCUGACAACAACAGUGAUGAAUACUGCUCUUCCUCAAAAUACCGUAAAAAAAAACUGAUACGUUUUGCCCCUGAAGGAUACCAACCGAGGUCGAAGACCAACUACACAUCCCUGCUCUGAAACGCAUCGCUCCUCCAGUUGCUUGCAGUCUCAAUACGUUGUGCUGGCUCCACGAGUACUGCUGCUGCUGUUCAACUUAACAUCCAUGCUACGCUCCUUUUCCUGUUUGAAAACUUGGGAAAAUGAAAAAAAAGCUCCAUGCCACCACACACAAUCUAAUAAGAAAAGAAAGAAGUUGUGCCUCCCCUCUGAACUCUGUCUUUGAACUCAAACUUUCCCCUUUGAGCUGAUUUGUUCAAUUCGAUGACACUGCCUGCCCUCAGCACAAUUUUGCUGUGUAUUAAUUUGCUUUGAUAUAUUGAAUAAUAAAAAAAGAUUCCGACAUCAA